CUGAGAUGGCAAGUUGGAUACAUGCAGAUGUUAAGUUCUAAAAUACCGACACAUCCUGCGUUCACACUACGGAUCUUCUCCUCACGGAUCUAUGUCAUCUGCGAUCCUUCCUUAAUUCAAGCGGUCUACCGGAAUACCAAGGCCUUCGACUUCGGUCAAUUCGUUGUGGAGUCGUCACAAAGAGCAUUCGAUAUUGGAGAAGCGGGGAUGAAGAUUAUUCGGGGCGAAACCGCGCCAAAUUACGACCCUAGUGGUCCAUGUCUGAAUGGAAAUAAAGGCGACUCGUAUCUGAACGAGCAUCACAAGCUUAUGCUAGAAGCGCUUUCUCCAGGCACUGGUUUGUCGGAGCUAAAUAAGGGAGUUCUGGAUAAAGUCGCAGAACAUCUUAAUGUAAUUGAUGGAGGGGAGAAGAAGGUCGGUCUUUACAGAUGGGUUAGGGAUGUUUUGACUCUGGCCACUGCGGACGCGCUAUACGGACCUCAUGAUCCCAUGAACGCAGACCAUAGCCUCAUAGACAAUUUAUGGGACUUCGAGGAAAAUAUGACCUUGCUCAUGCUGAACCUCCUUCCGACAAUAAUCGCACCAAAAGCCUACAGAGGCAGAGCAGCAAUCAAGGAAGUUUUUAGAAAAUACUACGAGAAUCACGACGAGCUCACCGGCAGCACAUUGAUCCGCGCACAUCUUGCCUGCGCUCAAAAAUGGGGCUUUUCAGCCGACGACAUCGCUAACUUCGAGAUUUCAACUCUCUUCUUAGCUACUACAAAUUCUGUGCCCACAUCAUUUUGGCAACUAAGCUAUAUCCUCUCGUCUCCAUCCCUCCUGCAUGAAAUUCAGAAAGAGGUAGAGGGCAUAGUAAAACGAGAGAGGAAAGAAGAUGGCACCGAGGAAGCGGUGAUGGACAUCGCUCUCUUCCAGUCCCAUUGUCCCCUUCUAGUGGCCACCUUCCACGAAACACUCCGUCUGAUCGACGCCGCGACCUCUGUUCGGGCAGUAGUAGAACCAACAACACUCACCUCAUCUAGCUCGUCUUCCACAUUUUCCCUCAAAUCACCAUCAGUGAUCCAGCUCCCAUCCGGAAUCACGCACACCUCACCCUCAAUCUGGGGCCCCGACGCCUCCUCCUUCAAUCCCACCCGCUUCCUCCCCUCAGAAAAAGGCGCCCUCGACAAAGAAACCCGGCGCAAGCAAAACCAGGGCUACUUCCCCUUCGGCGGCGGCAAGCAUCUCUGUCCUGGCCGACACUUCGCAAUGAUGGAGAUUCUCGCCUUCGUCGCUGGCAUCGUUGUGGGAUUCGAAGUGGCAGGGAUGGAUUCUGUGCCCGAUCGAGCAUUCCAGAAACUUGGGACGGCGGUGAGGAAACCGGUUGCUGAUGUUGAGGUUGGGGUUAAAAGGAGAGUGGGGUGGGAGGGUGUGAGGUGGAGAUUUGAGGGGGAAAGAGGGAGGUUGGAUUUUAAGGCGCUGGGGACGGAUUCCGAUGACGAAUAG
Messenger RNA from Hyaloscypha bicolor E, 1485 nucleotides. Its product is annotated as cytochrome P450. Bases 22 to 1485 code for a protein of 487 amino acids. NCBI's taxonomy places the organism in Eukaryota, Fungi, Ascomycota, Leotiomycetes, Helotiales, Hyaloscyphaceae. Gene Ontology annotation, molecular function: heme binding; iron ion binding; oxidoreductase activity, acting on paired donors, with incorporation or reduction of molecular oxygen. The transcript is spliced from 3 exons. The record is from RefSeq and is a predicted model, not a curated record.